AGAUUUAGAUAGAGCCUACUGAGUGAGAGCGAGGGAAGAGAGCCAGUACAGAGCAGGAGCAGAGGCGGUCGAUGGGAGAAGAAGAGAAGAGGAGAGGCAUUGACUGGAAGCGUACACAUGGGAGAGAAGAAAACGGCUAUUUCAUGUGCUCAGUGUGCAUGACUGAGGAGUGCGGCUGUCUGUCUGGAUUGUUAGUCAUCUGCUGCCCUACAGCUAGAGGACAUACGAAGGAACACAGGCGGGCUGUGGAUAUAGGGCUGUGUGCAGAUGAUGAACAGGCGAUGUGGGCUCUCUGGCUGUGAUCGCUGUCCUCAGACCCCGUAGCUACUUGCACUGGUGCUGUUGCAGGCCGUUAGCCUCACAGUUAGGAAGCAGCGGUCAGAGUGAUUGAUACAGAAUGAGCUCCAAGCACUCCUCCGACUGGAUCCCCUACAGCACUUUAGAUGACGAGAGCACCAACCUCCGACAGCAGAAACUAGACAGACAGCGAGCGCUCCUAGAACAGAAGCAGAAGAAAAAGAGGCAGGAGCCUCUGAUGGUCCAGUCCAAUGUGGACGGGAGAUCUCGCACCCGCCGGACCAAACAGAGCGAGGAACAGGCUCCGCUGGUGGAAUCCUACCUCAGCAGCAACAGCAGCACCAUCUACCACGUGCAAGAAGCUGAACAGGAGGAGGUGAAGGUGAUAGCGGACACGCAGCCACCUCGCUCAGCCAAAAAGGGCAAAGCAUCGGCCAGCUCCACUCCACAGACAGGCAGCGACAAGAAGGAGAGGAAGGGGAAGCACAAAGCAGCGAUCGAUGGCCUGGCAUCCCAGCAGGAUGACAGUCAGAUCCAGAUCCUAACAGUGGGUCACAACACCACAGAGGAGGGCGACGCAGAGCCUGUUAUGAGCUGCACCCAGUCACAGAGUAAACAGGAUCUGCGCGUCACCAUGCUCAAGAAAGGUAUAUCCAGCAGUAUGAAUUUUGAUGAAGAAGAGGACGAUGAAGAUGAAAUUAGCUCCAGUUCCUCACAGCUCAACAGCAACACGAGACCAGGCUCUGCCACAAGCAAGAAGUCAUGCAAGGAGGUAGCAUCCGCACCCACCCCGCCAGUCAAUGAACCUGCAAUUGAUGUAGAUGACCUUGAGGAGUUUUCUCUGCGACCUGCACCCCAGGGGGUCAGAGUGAAGUGCAGAAUCACCAGAGACAAGAAGGGCAUGGACAGAGGCAUGUAUCCCACCUACUACCUUCAUCUGGAGAGAGAGGACGGCAAGAAGGUGUUCCUGUUAGCUGGCAGGAAGAGGAAAAAGAGUAAAACAUCGAAUUACCUCAUCUCCAUUGAUCCCACUGAUCUGUCUCGAGGUGGAGAGAGCUUCAUUGGUAAACUGAGGUCUAACCUCAUGGGAACUAAGUUCACUGUAUACGACAGCGGUUUGAACCCUAUGAAGAGUACCACCAGCCUCGAAGCUAGCAACCUGCGUCAAGAGCUAGCAGCCAUUUGCUAUGAAACCAAUGUCUUAGGAUUCAAAGGACCUCGCAAAAUGAGCGUCAUCAUUCCUGGAAUGAACAUGGACCACGAGAGAGUGUCUAUUCGCCCACGAAACGACCAUGAGUCACUGCUGGCCAGGUGGCAGAACAAGAACACAGAGAGCGUGAUUGAACUUCACAACAAGACGCCUGUGUGGAACGAUGACACACAAUCCUAUGUGCUCAACUUCCACGGCAGAGUCACUCAGGCCUCCGUCAAGAAUUUCCAAAUCAUUCACGACAACGACCCCGACUACAUUGUGAUGCAGUUUGGUCGCGUGGCAGAGGAUGUGUUCACCAUGGACUAUAACUACCCAAUGUGUGCCCUGCAAGCCUUUGCCAUUGCGCUUUCCAGCUUUGACAGCAAGUUGGCCUGUGAAUAGAUCCCAGCCUGAAGUUCAGUGGAGAACUGGUCCAUCUGUCCUCUCAACAAGGGCUGUUAAUGUAUCUCUGGGGCUGGUUUGGGAUCUCCAAAUCACCCAGUACCUUGGAAGUCCUGCAUAUUCCAAAAUGAUUCAUGGGCCUCAAGUUUGUGUGUUUGUAUGUGUGUUGGGGAGGGUGGGACCUCGGUUUGGUCUUGGUCAGUGGAAGAGAACAAGCACAAAGAGUAACCCACUUUCAAAAUCAAAUUCAUCUGUUUUGAUAACUAUAGUCCUUUUGUACUGUACUGGCAUUAUAAAAACAAACACUGUUCCUUUAUGUUGUAGUUAGAGAAAUUUAACAUUUCUUUAUCUGUAAAUUAUAACUAACAAUUACACAUCUGUAAGUUUUAAAAGUUGACUGGAUUUUAUGUAAUCUGCCACACAAAAAACACAAUGUCUCUUCCUCAAGCAUGAAUACUGCUUAUAUAGUUACUGAAUUAAAAACAACAUGCACGUCACAAUAUAUUUAUUUUGUUAUUUAUGUAUUUAUUACAUGUUCAUUUUGUUUUCUGUUAUCAUUUGCAACAAUUUCAGCAGUAUUGGCUCCAAGGAGAUGCAAGCACAUGAAUUAGCAUCACAAGAAGGAAUCAUCUCUUGUAUCCACACAAAACAAUUAGCUACUUUUGGACAUGAACAGGGCAAAGGCCUGUGCUGUGUACCAUAUACAAUAUUGUGUCACAGUGUCAUCAUGUAUGUGAAUGUAUAGGAUGAUGGUGCACUUUACUUUGAAGUCUGUAGUGGAUGAGAUAUAGCUGUACAUAUUGUGCCUUUGAAGACUAAUUCCAGUGUUACGCUUUGGCCAUAAAAUGAGCUGAGCUUGAAUUGGUCUUUGCUAUUCUUGUUGUCUUCACAUGCAUUCAAGAUAUUUCUCUGUAGCUACUUUGAAUUCAGUUGUCUAAUGAAGAGUUAGUUUAGACUGAUUAAAUAGCUGGAGUUUAAAAGCCUCCAAUAGAUAAUAAUAUAAAGUGCACAUCAUUGGACAUAAUUUCAGUGAUUGUCCAGAUAUAUUUAAAUUCCAUCUAGGGCCUACAAUAGAUUACACUAAAGAAGUGAAUUUAUUUUCAUUAUAUUGUAAAUCAGGCAUAAUAUCCAAAGCACUCAGGCUUAAGGUUGUGCUCAUAUCUUCUGAUGUCUCCUAUCUGGGAAAAAAAACUGGACAGAUUGACUUACUGCCAACAAACACACAGUAACAUUGUGAAUCUGCCACAGCUUCAACACUUAGCACAUAUUUCAUCUCCUGCUCUUUACAUCUUUGAUUAAUUUCAUGCUCCACUGAGGUGGAGUUUGGUACAUUCCUCAUCAGACUGGCUGUACGUUUCUAUAUCACGUGGUUUAUUGCUGUUCACAUUUUUACUCAAAAUAUUUUUCCUCUUGCUCCUCAUGGGGCAGUAUCCUUUCUCAAAUAUAUGAUAGUAUUUUGUAUUUUAUGACCUUUAAAAAAUGAUGAAUGACGGCAAAGAACAAUCUCUGAUACCGCUAUUGUUACUGUGGGUUAUGAGGAAAUCUUUAUCAAAUGUGCUAUUCUUGUACUCAAUUGUGUUCUAACUAUUUUAAAUUUCUAUUUUAAAAUUGUUGAUACUCUUGCUGUAAAGUCUGCUUUUCAUACAUGUGUCCAGGAACCAAAGGUUCUUUCACUUUAUGUUUUUAGUGCUCUUGUUGUAAUGUACAGUAAAUGGUGUACAAUUUACUGUGGUGGUCUAGACACAGUCCUUUGAUCAUGGAAAAAAAAUAAAACUUCAGUAAGUCAGAA
Dicentrarchus labrax (European seabass) is the source of this 3680-nucleotide messenger RNA. RefSeq names its product TUB bipartite transcription factor (gene tub). The transcript has 12 exons. The record is from RefSeq and is a predicted model, not a curated record. Gene Ontology annotation, cellular component: cilium. Lineage: Eukaryota; Metazoa; Chordata; Actinopteri; Moronidae. Bases 398 to 1891 code for a protein of 497 amino acids. Gene Ontology annotation, biological process: protein localization to cilium.